This is a messenger RNA of Phragmites australis (common reed), 782 nucleotides long. RefSeq names its product small ribosomal subunit protein bS16m/bS16c-like. NCBI's taxonomy places the organism in Eukaryota, Viridiplantae, Streptophyta, Magnoliopsida, Poales, Poaceae. The transcript is spliced from 3 exons. Gene Ontology annotation, molecular function: structural constituent of ribosome. The record is from RefSeq and is a predicted model, not a curated record. Gene Ontology annotation, biological process: mitochondrial translation. The coding region runs from base 120 to 533 and encodes 137 amino acids. Gene Ontology annotation, cellular component: small ribosomal subunit; ribosome.
CUCUCCACGUUUCUUCGUCCGUCGAUGCAUUCCACCCCUUUCCUAACCGAAAACCGUCGCCUCCCCCAUCGCACCAACCAACAACAACCCCACAAAGGCGAAGGCGAGGGGGAGCGGAGAUGGUGGUGCGGAUCCGGCUGGCCCGGUUCGGCUGCCGGAACAGGCCCUUCUAUCGGGUGAUGGCUGCCGACAGCAGCUCCCCGCGCGACGGCAAGCACCUCGAGGUCCUCGGAUACUACAACCCGCUCCCCGGGAAGGAUGGUGGCAAGAGGAUGGGGUUAAAAUUUGACCGAGUGAAGUAUUGGCUGUCGGUUGGAGCACAGCCAUCAGAUCCUGUGGAGCGCAUGCUCUUUCGUGCAGGAAUUCUACCUCCACCUCCAAUGCUAGCUAUGGCAUGCAAGGGUGGGCCUCGCGAUAGACGUCCUAUUGAUCCGAUGACCGGACGCCCUUUGGACAUUGAAGGCCUCACAAUUGUUGAUGAUCCUAAUACUCCAGAUGGUGGUGAUGGAGCACCUAAUGAGGAGGCGGCAUGACAGUUCUAUGUUUAGUAUAAUUCUGCAAGAUAAGGACCUGUUUUUAUCAUUUAUGUCCUUCUGAUUGGACUGUGAGCUUGUUAUACGAUGUGAGAACCUUCUAGCCUAGUGACUUCUGAUCACUACUUUUCUGCAUCCAAAAUUUACUAUCUCAAUAUGCUCCUAAUCGUCACAUACUUUAAUACCCUUCGCUAUGUCUUCGUGGAAUGGGACCUGAAAAUGCGCACAUUAAUCUUUGUUGACUAUUCA